This is a messenger RNA of Anastrepha obliqua, 3756 nucleotides long. It is a transcript of the gene Prp5, whose product is annotated as probable ATP-dependent RNA helicase DDX46. The record is from RefSeq and is a predicted model, not a curated record. Lineage: Eukaryota; Metazoa; Arthropoda; Insecta; Diptera; Tephritidae. The transcript is spliced from 5 exons. Gene Ontology annotation, molecular function: RNA helicase activity; RNA binding; ATP binding. Bases 231 to 3647 code for a protein of 1138 amino acids.
AUUUGCAGAAGCGUAUCGUGGUUUUCUGAUUUAGUUGGUUUAUAAAGAUUUUUUUAUCUUUGAAAUAUUAAAACAGGAGAAUUGUUAAUUGUGAGAUUACGCAAAUGUGUUUUUAAGAAAUAUAAUAAGAGCUCACAUUUGUUUGGACAAAACCAAAAGUUUGGUACAAGGUUUUGCUAUUUGCCGGGAAGUGCUGAAACAAUAGGGGGUGAUAGAUAGUUUCUAACAAAAUGUCGAAAUCGUAUUCGGGGAGAGACCGAGACCGGGAUCGUGAACGAGAACGGGAUCGGGAGCGCGAGAAGCGGCGCUAUUCCAGAAGCCGGUCGAGAACACCGAAAGAGGCCAAGCCAUUUCGAAAUGACAAUGGAAAUAGCCGAAAUCGUGAUGAUCGAAAAAAAGACAGAGAUAGGGAGCAGCGAGAAAUUGACCGCAAUAGGCGGGAAGAUAAACGUCGGAAGCGGUCAAGAUCAAAAUCCAUUCCUAAAGAUUACGACCGGGAAAAAUCGAGAUUUUUAGAUCGUGAAAGAGAAAAGGAUAGAGAACGUGAGCGGGAGCGUGAAAGGGAACGAGAACGGGAAAGGGAUCGUGAACGUGAACGAGAACAACGUGACCGUGAUAGAGAAAGGGACAGAGACCGGGAACGAGAACGGGAACGUGAUCGUGACCGUGAGCGUGAUCGAGAGCGGGAUCGAGACCGUGAUCGGGAUCGCGUUCGUGAAACAGAAAACGAAAAUAGGCGCAAUGUUAUACAGCCAGUGGCAAAGAUAGUCCCAGAAGAACCAAGCAGCUCCUCAGAAGAAGAAAUUGACAAAGAAGAAGAGCAACGUCGACUUGAACAAGAGAUGAUAAAAAGACGAGAACGCAUUGAACGCUGGCGAGCAGAGCGUAAACUAAAAGAAUUGGAAGGUAAUAAAAAGGAUCUAAAGUCUUUGUCAGUACAAUUGCCAAUUAGCACGUCGAAGAAGUGGAGCUUAGAAGACGAGUCCGAGGAGGAAGACAAUAAUGUUAAUCCAAUAGUACCCACAACUGAUAUUAAAAAAGAGCCGGACUCGCCACCGCCAAAAUUCCAACGUUUGAAAAAAUUGCAAGAUGAAAACGAUGAUGAAAAUGAUGAAAAGCCAAAAAUAAAAAAAUUAUCAAAACUUGACGACGAGGACAAUGUUGACGAAAAGCCUACAACAAGCCAAAUUGAAGAAAAUGAUGAUAUAGAUCCGUUGGAUGCUUAUAUGCAAGAGGUAGAUAAGGAAGUGCGGAAAGUAAAUCACAUAGUAACACAACCAAAAAAGCAACAGGGCGUUGUCAUUCUCACUGGAGUGGCCAAAAAGAAUACAGAAAAGUCGAAUAAAGGCGAACUACUGGAACAAAAUAUGGAUAGCCUUGAAUAUUCAAGUGAAGAAGAAUUAGAAGACAUAAAAGACACUGCCGCAAAUUUGGCCAACAAACAUCGUAAAGAAUUGGCUAAGAUCGAUCACUCUGGGGUAAAUUACGCGCCAUUUCGCAAAAAUUUCUAUGUCGAAGUGCCAGAGUUGGCGCGAAUGAAGCAACAAGAUGUGGAUAAAUAUCGCUCUGAACUGGAAGGUAUUCAAGUUAAAGGAAAGGGGUGUCCCAAACCUAUUAAGACUUGGGCACAGUGUGGUGUGAGCAAGAAAGAAAUGGAUAUUUUGCGCAAGCUAGGGUUCGAGAAACCGACUCCCAUCCAGUGUCAGGCGAUUCCGGCCAUUAUGUCUGGACGAGAUUUGAUAGGUAUUGCUAAAACUGGCAGUGGCAAAACGCUCGCAUUCAUUUUACCAAUGUUUAGGCACAUACUGGAUCAGCCGCCACUAGAGGAUGGUGAUGGUGCAAUUGCCAUAAUAAUGGCACCAACGCGCGAACUUUGUAUGCAAAUCGGCAAGGACAUACGCAAAUUCUCAAAAAGUAUAGGUCUGCGUCCUGUAUGCGUCUAUGGCGGCACUGGUAUUUCUGAACAAAUAGCUGAGUUGAAGCGUGGCGCGGAGAUCAUUGUGUGUACGCCCGGACGCAUGAUCGACAUGUUAGCAGCCAACUCUGGACGCGUCACAAAUUUGCGUCGUGUGACGUAUAUCGUGCUGGACGAAGCUGAUCGGAUGUUUGAUAUGGGCUUUGAACCACAAGUGAUGCGCAUUAUCGACAAUGUGCGUCCAGAUAGACAGACGGUGAUGUUUAGUGCUACAUUUCCUCGUCAAAUGGAGGCGCUGGCCCGUCGAAUACUUAAAAAGCCAAUUGAGGUAAUUGUCGGCGGACGGUCUGUGGUGUGCAAGGAUGUCGAGCAAAAUGUGGCCAUUUUGGAGGAUGAGGCGAAAUUCUUUAAACUUCUUGAGCUUCUAGGGGUUUAUCAGGAACAUGGAAGUAUAAUAGUUUUCGUGGAUAAGCAGGAGAAUGCCGACAUUUUACUCAGGGAUCUUAUGAAGGCUUCAUAUCCCUGCAUGAGCUUGCACGGUGGUAUUGACCAGUUUGAUCGAGAUUCCACUAUACUUGAUUUCAAAUCGGGAAAAGUGCGUCUAUUGAUUGCAACGUCUGUAGCUGCCCGUGGCUUAGAUGUUAAGGAUUUAAUAUUGGUAGUAAACUAUGACGUACCAAAUCACUACGAAGACUACGUCCACAGAUGUGGUCGAACUGGACGUGCUGGCAAGAAGGGUUGUGCUUGGACGUUCCUCACAGCAGAGCAAGCCCGAUAUGCUGGCGAUAUUGUUCGUGCUCUUGAAUUAUCUGAAGCUAAAGUUCCUGAAGAACUUCAAAAGCUCUGGACUGAGUAUAAAACUGCGCAAGAAGCUGAAGGCAAAAAAGUUCAUAGCGGUGGUGGGUUUAGUGGCAAAGGAUUCAAGUUUGACGAACAAGAAGCCAAUGCUGCAAAGGAAAGCAAAAAAUUGCAGAAAGCUGCUCUUGGACUGGCCGAUUCGGAUGAUGAGGAGGAUAUUGAACAAGACAUAGAUCAACAAAUUGAGCAGAUAUUUGCAGCUAAACGAACGGUAAAAGAUACCUCGGUUCCCACGCCUGCUGUGACAGUCACAGCAACAGCCGGUACAAAUACAACUGGUGUCGCCAGCGUGACGGUCGCCGCUUCCGGCUCAGACAAGCUAGAAUUGGCAAAACGCCUCGCCUCGAAGAUAAGUACGACAAAGAAUUUGGGGGCUGAUGGUAAAGUGAACACCCAGGUUUCUGCUGAAACAAUACUCAAGGGUGGUAGUACAGGUCAACCUAUGAUAACGGCCCGUUCCGUAGUAGAACAAUUGGCAGCUAAACUAAAUAACAAAUUAAAUUACCAACCUAAAGAUGAUGAAGAUGGAGCUAAUCCCUUGUUACCCAAUCAACCAAAUUCAUUCACAAAAUAUGAAGAAGAGCUGGAAAUCAAUGACUUCCCUCAGCAGGCCCGCUGGAAGGUAACAUCUAAGGAAGCGUUGGCUCAAAUAUCAGAAUAUUCUGAAGCUGGUCUGACUGUGCGCGGUACAUAUGUACCAACCGGCAAAAAUCCACCUGAAGGUGAACGUAAACUAUACUUGGCUAUCGAAAGCUGCAGCGAAUUGGCUGUACAGAAGGCGAAGCGCGAAAUAACACGUCUUAUUAAAGAGGAAUUAUUAAAGUUAAGCUCAGCCCAUCACGUCUUCAAUAAAGGCAGAUACAAGGUACUCUAGUCGGUCUUAAUUUAAAAAUAAAUAUUAUUUUUUACUAGAAUUUAAAAUUCAUAUGCAUAUAUUGUAUUAAUAAAAUGAAUAUCCGGAAGGAUGUGUAUGUGAAACCGUA